AUGUCUCGACAACUUUUGCACCUUACCGGCAGUGCUUUACGCAUGGCCCAGGUUAUCCUUAUCGUCUUUCCCCAGAUCGAUACAAUCAAUACGACAGGUGCUCUAGAAGCGAAGAAUUCUACUGGAAAGGGAGCUGUCAUUGCGUCUUUCCAAAUUGGUGCGCUGAUUGGUGCGCUGUCAUGUACUGUCAUCUCAGAUCGUCUUGGGCGACGCAAGACUAUUUUCAUCGGUUCUAUUCUCACUAUCAUUGGUCAAUUGCUCCAAGUGUCAGCCUAUUCUUUGGUUCAAUUUACUGUUGGCCGAAUCAUUCUGGGUAUCGGUACCGGUCAAUUCAGUGUUGCUGUCCCUGUUUGGCAAUCUGAAUGCUCUUCCGCCAAGCAUCGGGGUCAGCAUGUCAUCGCCGACGGUAUCUUUAUGUGUCUCGGAUAUGCUCUGUGCAACUGGAUCGACUUUGCUUUCAGUCGACUAUCUGGUGAAAAUACCGGUCAAUGGCGUGGACCGCUGUCACUAUCCUUCCUGCCAUCACUGGUGAUCUUGGUCGCGGUCUUCUUACUUCCUGAGUCACCACGUUGGUUGGUAAGAGUGAACCGUACCGAAGAGGCAUCCGCUAGCCUUGCCGCAUACAAGGGCAUGUCUCCGGAAGAUGAAGCUAUCAAGUCAGAAAUUUCUGGUAUUGAACUAUCAUUUGAGAACACCACCCAGUCAACAAGGGCGAUCCGUGAAAUGUUCUCCAAAGAUGAUGACGAACGUUUAUUCUAUCGCUUCUGUCUCUGCAUUGUCUUGCAAUUCUUCCAACAAAUGUGUGGUGGAAACCUUAUCUCAGUCUACGCCUCUACCAUCUUCGAACAAAAUCUGGGUCUGAGCUCUAGUCUUUCAAGAAUCCUUGCAGCAUCUGCCCUGACAUGGAAGUUUGUAUGCUGCUUUAUCUCCUUCUUUGCCAUUGAUCGACUAGGCCGACGUGCAGUAUUUAUGAUCAGCGGUACAGGCAUGGCAUUCUGCAUGGCUGCAUUGGCCAUCACCACUAGCUUCGGAGUUGAAAACAGACAGGCGUCGAUCGCAUCCGUGGUGUUUAUUUUCAUGUUUAAUCUCUUCUAUCCCAUUGGCUUCCUGGGUGGUAAUUUCCUGUACUGCACGGAAGUUGCGCCCCAGCGUCUUCGAGUCGCGAUGUCAGCUAUCUCCACUGCCAACCACUGGUUGUGGAACUUUGUUGUUGUGAUGAUUACUCCGGUCGCUUUGGAUACUAUCGGCUACCGGUACUAUAUCAUGUACGCGAUCUUAUCUGCCUGCAUUCCGGUUCUGGUGUAUUUCUUCUAUCCGGAGACUAUGAACCGGAACUUGGAGUUGAUCAACCACGUCUUCCGGGAUGCGUCGUCGCCUUGGCAGAUUGUCUCUAUGGCGCGUCAUCUUCCUCAGGGAGAAAUUACCCCGGCAGAGCUGGUUGCCUAUAACAAGGAGAAGGACGAUUGCUCUGUUGAGAUGAGAGAACAUGCAUGA
Aspergillus welwitschiae is the source of this 1494-nucleotide messenger RNA. RefSeq names its product sugar porter family MFS transporter. Bases 1 to 1494 code for a protein of 497 amino acids. The transcript is spliced from 2 exons. The record is from RefSeq and is a predicted model, not a curated record. Gene Ontology annotation, cellular component: membrane. NCBI's taxonomy places the organism in Eukaryota, Fungi, Ascomycota, Eurotiomycetes, Eurotiales, Aspergillaceae. Gene Ontology annotation, biological process: transmembrane transport; carbohydrate transport. Gene Ontology annotation, molecular function: carbohydrate:proton symporter activity.